Messenger RNA from Microtus ochrogaster (prairie vole), 1665 nucleotides. RefSeq names its product zinc finger protein 709-like. Gene Ontology annotation, molecular function: RNA polymerase II cis-regulatory region sequence-specific DNA binding; DNA-binding transcription activator activity, RNA polymerase II-specific. Lineage: Eukaryota; Metazoa; Chordata; Mammalia; Rodentia; Cricetidae. The coding region runs from base 151 to 1665 and encodes 504 amino acids. Gene Ontology annotation, cellular component: nucleus. The record is from RefSeq and is a predicted model, not a curated record. The transcript is spliced from 5 exons. Gene Ontology annotation, biological process: regulation of transcription by RNA polymerase II.
CUCUGUGGCUCCAACAGCGAGAUUUCUCCCUGGUGCUUCGCAGGCCACUGGAAGGCGGAGCCAGUAAAAUUUGAGGAUGUGGCAGUGAACUUCACCUCAGAAGAGUGGGCGGUGCUGGAUUCUAGUCAAAAGAAGCUCUACAGAGAUGUGAUGAAGGAAACAUAUUUGAACCUGAUCUCCAUAGAAAAAGCACUAGAGGAAAAUAUUGAAGAGGACUAUAAAGAUCUCAGCAGGAAUAUGGGAAUUCAGGGGAUUGAGAAAGACCAUGGAUAUGAAUGGUAUACUGAGUGUGAUAAAAACCAGCAAUCUAUUUUAGAGAGUAUGAUCAAUAAAGACAUGCCACCCAGAGUAAAAGCUCAUGAAACUUCAUUUUAUGUGAGAAACAUUAUUGGUCAUUUAUCCUUACAUGGGUAUCUCAGAGAAAAUACUAGAGGAAAACCACCACUGUUUAAGGGAGCUGUGGCAAAAGCUUUUGCACAUCAGAAACAUUGGAAAGAUAGCAGUUAUUCUGAAUCAAUUCAAGUACUUGAAGCUUCUCCUGAAGAGAAACCCUAUAAAAUUCAACAGUGUAAUGAAGCCUGUAGGACUCUCUAUUUUGAUCAGCCUCAGGAGAGAAGUCAUACUGAAAAUAAACCCAAUGAGAAUGUCUUAAUGAGAUGCACAUAUGACCAGAAGGAUGAAGGAACCCAUAAAGAAGUGGAACAAUUUGUAUGUAAUCUCAGUGAAGAAUCCUUCAUUGAUUCCAGCGAUCUUACCAACCAUGAAAAAAGUCAUAUUGAAAAGAAAUGGUACAUUUGUAGGGAAUGUGGCAAAACAUUUAAAUAUGCAGCAUGUUUUGAGAAACAUAAAGUAACUCACAAAGGAGAGAAGCCAUAUGCUUCUAUACAUUAUGGAAAAGCCUUCACCCAAUUCAAUCAUCAUAACGGUCAUGAAAGCAGUUACACUGGACAAAAACCUUAUGCUUGCAAGCACUGUGGAAAAAAUUUCACCAGUUCUUCUUAUCGAAACAUUCAUGAAAGAAUUCACACUGGAGAGAAAUCUUAUCCAUGUAAGCAUUGUGGAAAAGCUUUCAACCACCCCAGUAGUCGUAACAGACAUGAGAGGAGCCACACUGCAAAGAAACCUUAUGCCUGCAAUCAAUGUGGAAAAAUGUUUACCAGUUCUUCUUAUCGAAACAUUCAUGAAAGGAUGCACACUGUAGAGAAACCUUAUGCAUGUAAGCAUUGUGGGAAAGCAUACACCAAUUCCAAUGCUUGUAGCAUUCAUGAAAGAAUGCACAUGGCAGAGAGGCAUUAUACAUGCCAGUAUUGUGGAAAAACCUUUUCCUGUCCCAGUCUUCUGAAUACCCAUGAGAUAAUUCACACUGGAAAAAAGCCUUAUGUAUGUAAGUAUUGUGGAAAAGCCUUCAACCACCCCAGUAGUCGAAACAGACAUGAAAGGAGCCACACUGCAGAGAAAAUUUAUGCCUGCAAGCAUUGUGGAAAAAAGUUCACCAGUUCUACUUAUCAAAACAUUCAUGAAAGAAUUCACACUGGAGAGAAACCUUAUGCAUGUAAGCAUUGUGGAAAACCUUAUGCAUGUAAGCAUUGUGGAAAAGCCUUCAACCACCCCAGUAGUCGUAGCAGACAUGAAAGGAGCCACACUGCUGAGAAACCUUAUGCAUGA